Pangasianodon hypophthalmus (striped catfish) is the source of this 1252-nucleotide messenger RNA. RefSeq names its product regulator of G protein signaling 8 (gene rgs8). The record is from RefSeq and is a predicted model, not a curated record. The transcript is spliced from 5 exons. Bases 207 to 731 code for a protein of 174 amino acids. Lineage: Eukaryota; Metazoa; Chordata; Actinopteri; Siluriformes; Pangasiidae.
AUCUAUCUAUUUAUCUAUCUAUAAUAGUGUCACUAAGGCCAUUUGGCUUGGGGCCAGACCAAUUCACACUUCCUGUGCACAGAGUCAGGAUGAGGUCAGGCAGGAAAUCUCAGUUGGAUUUAUACCACUGUGGACGGUUUAGUAAUGGUACAUGAUGCUUCCUGCAGUCUAUUCCAUCUGACACAACCACAGCCACACAUACAACCAUGAAAACGAGACUUGGUUGCCUAUCCAACAAAUCUGACUCAUGCAGUGACUUUUCAGAAUUUUUACCACCUGGACCAGAAAGAUCCACACGAUACCUGAAGUUAUCCACAGAUGAAGUGACCAAAUGGGCAGAUUCAUUUGAUAUUCUCCUGUCAAACAAGUAUGGUUUGGCAGCAUUCAGAGCAUUCCUUAAAACAGAGUUCAGUGAUGAGAACAUCGAGUUCUGGUUAGCUUGUGAAGAUUACAAAAAGAUCAAAUCACCUGCAAAGCUGGUGUCAAAAGCCAACAAGAUCUACAAGGAAUUUAUUGAUGUUCAAGCACCGAGAGAGGUUAAUAUAGACUUCAGGACCAGGGAAGAGACCAGACAGAAACUUCUGGAACCAACAUGCUCCAGUCUCAAUGAGAUCCAAACCAAGGUCUACAGCCUCAUGGAGAAAGACUCCUACCCUAGGUUUCUUCGAUCAAAAAUCUAUCAAGAAAUCGUGAACAGGACACAGAUGCAUUUUCAGCGGAAAUCGGUUUAAAGAGGAAUAUCCAUGUUGUUUUGCUUGUGUGGUUAAAACCUGUAGAGAUGUUAGAGCAGACCUUUACUGUUAUACAUAUUGAGUUUGACUGAAUAUGCAUUGUAGAACUGUGAAGGUUGUUUGCACUUGUAUAGCGUAUAUAACCUGUUACUGUGCUACCAUGUGAAGUGACCUCCUUCCCAACAAUAACACAGAUGAAUUUAUGUUUGUAAAAGCAUGUGGAUUAAAAUUGAGUUUUGGGUGUAGCAAUUCGAAAUCAGUACAGGUUUGUGGUUUCCUAAUUUUUUUUCCAAUUUUUUUGAGUUUAUAAUCAAAAAGAGAACUGAGUUGUGUCAGAUGUCUUACAAAAAUACUAAAAAGGUGCAACAAUUUCAAGAACAAAUGUCUACGAUUCUGUAGAUUUAUCAAUUUAUAUACUUACCGAUUUAUUUUGAAUUUUGUCAUGAGGUUUGACUCAUUACCCAGCUUCUGAUUGGAGAAAACUACACAAUGUUUCCACAGUCAUUGUGAUGGUUUACCUG